Messenger RNA from Aspergillus affinis, 2451 nucleotides. RefSeq lists its product as uncharacterized. The transcript has 2 exons. NCBI's taxonomy places the organism in Eukaryota, Fungi, Ascomycota, Eurotiomycetes, Eurotiales, Aspergillaceae. The coding region runs from base 1 to 2451 and encodes 816 amino acids. The record is from RefSeq and is a predicted model, not a curated record.
AUGCAGACCUCUCACUUGCCGGCCUCGACCUCCAGGACUAUGUCCCAGGAUCCGGACCGUCCGUCUACGAGAGGGUCCAACGACCCUCCUGAACAUUCAGCCCAUGUACGAUCUCGUUCAACCGCCCAUGCUCAGAGCCCCAAACGUCUCUCCGUCUUCAGCGGUCGCUCUCGGAGUAAUACUACGACCUCCACUACCUCCUCGCGUCCCUCUCCCGCCUCCUCUAUGACCUCCGCCGAUGCUGCGUCGUUGCCUUCGCAAGAGGAUCGUACGGCCCCCGUGGCCGGCGUUCGCACCGAGCGACAUGGAAGCAUGACGAAGUCGCUCUUCAACCGCGGCAGUCGCAUUCUGCGGCGUCAGGGCAGCAAGUUCAAUAUCGCCGCCACCGUGGAUGAGGAGGAAGAGGUAGAGCGUGAGAAGUCUCGCUUCGGCCGCCACAAGUCCCGCCAAAGUGAUGCCCAUGACAAUCUCAAAAGUCUUAUCUCUGAUCCCUUUGAUUUUCACCAUCUCACCCACACGAGUCAAUCCCAAUUCCAGACCUUGGACAAAGCAGGUGAAAACGACCUGGUUACUGAAUUCUCUGCCAUCCGGGCCUCGCAGAGACCCGUGACGGGUCUCAAGGGUAUCCGUGCUGAAGACCUUCAUUUCCGUGAUUUCUCCACCGAAGAUCUCACCAAUUGCGGAACGGUCGUAGCAGACGAUCGCCCCGAUCCAGCCAGUCCACCGAUUUCGCCGGGCGCGACGUCGCCCUCGUCUGCGACUGCCAGGAGCCCUCGGGAUAUCAAGCCGCCAAGGGAGUCGCGCGUAUUUGAGAAUUUCUCUCGCCCGGUUCCCAGAUAUCCCCGGGCUGGAUCGACCACCCCGCCGCCCAAAACCUCGCCGCGACUGGCGGCGUCUCCGGAAAUCUCAGAGCCAGCUCCUCGGGCUAUCGAUGAAAUUUUGGGUCUCUCUUCUCCUCCGACUUAUCCGGAGCAUGUGUAUUCCCACGAUGACGACGAUGCUCGCCUCGGCUCUCAUUUGUCCAGUAUGAACCUUGAGGCCAUGUUGCCAAUGGUCAGUGGCUAUGCUAUUUCCACCGGGCCCAGCAAAGAUACGGCAGGACCGGCAAGGGCUCCCUCGAUGUCCUUUACCAACCUGUCUUCUGACCUGGAUGACGUCCCCGAAGAAGAGGAGGCGGCGGCGGCGGCGGCGGCGACGCAUUGGCAUGACAGUCCCGCGUCCCACGCUGAGAGCGCGAUCUCCCCUUUUAGUGCCGUGUCGAAUGGGACGGAAUCAGCCUCGGUGGCUCGUCCCAAGUCCGACUUGUCGAUCAACGUGGCCGAGGAGCUGUCGAGGAAAUUUUCCGAGGCACUUGGAUCGCCGACACUGCCUCAGUACCGCCUGGGUUCAGUUGUGUCCCAGGACGGCCACACAGCGGGAGAAGCCCCCCAACGACGACCUUCCAUCCAACCCGAGCCAAUGUAUGAGACGAUUUAUGAAUCCUGGGACGCCGACAUUGAUUACUGCUAUGAGCAUGCGGCAGAAUCAAACUCGAACUUUGACUGGGCUCGCAAUUCACUCGAUGAACAGCGACGCGGGGGUAUCGGCAUACCCGUUACCACAUCUGAUAUCGACAGUCCGUUUGAAGAUGAAGCCCGCGGCGUUCUACCACCAGUACGCCUAUCGUGCACGCUGCCUACCCCCAUCGUGGAAUCUAGCCCCUCUGGUUCUCUACCGGGCUCGCACCACCCCAUGUCUUCCGGCCCUGUGGGAUAUGAGGGCGAGCUGAUCGUCCCUCCCAGAAAUGGCGAGUUCUUUCAGCCUGUGGGUUCCGCAAUUCUGUCGUCUCCCUUUGGUAAACACGUAACGCAAGAUACGCUUUAUGAGGAAUACCUCUCUGCCGAUACGGAAUCGGAUCGACAUUUCUCCUUCUGCUCGCAAGGAGUGAUUCAACCCAUGGAGCAUCCCGUCUCCCCGCGAAGCAGUUUCUCUCCCAUUAGCAAAUGCAAUUCACAGGAGAGCUUGAUUCUAUCCCGUGCGGCAUCAGUUGUUCGUAAGCAUCGGUCCUCUGUUUCGACAACAAGCGUCCCCGAGCUUGUGCACAGCCUGGCCAACAGCAGAGAUCUAUCCAUGGCUGACCAGCUGGCCUCGGGGGAGCAAUCCAUGCCGUCUGCCUCGCCAUCUUUGUCCAAUUUGGGACGCCCUGACUCUUCCUCUCACCAUCGACAGACGAAGAGCCUGGCACGAGAGAUUGAAAACCAGUUCUUUUACCGGACCGACAAUGCGAGCCGGGAAUCUGCGGAGCUGCCACCGUCCAUUGGCCCAUCCAUCAAAGAUCGGGCCAAAUCCACAUCUGAGGUUGAAGCGGCCCCCCUCGUUGCUCAGGCUGCCGCGAAGGCUGAGCUCCCGCUUAAAGGGGCACAGCGGAAAAAGGGCAGGACCACCUCCUACUCUCUCUUUCCGUCUCACUAA